Messenger RNA from Dicentrarchus labrax (European seabass), 2669 nucleotides. It is a transcript of the gene ckap2l, whose product is annotated as cytoskeleton associated protein 2-like. Bases 148 to 2376 code for a protein of 742 amino acids. The transcript has 9 exons. Gene Ontology annotation, cellular component: centrosome; cytosol; mitotic spindle. NCBI's taxonomy places the organism in Eukaryota, Metazoa, Chordata, Actinopteri, Moronidae. The record is from RefSeq and is a predicted model, not a curated record.
GAGGAGGCAAUUUCAAACCCGGAUGCGCGAGCCCAGUUGUUAGCUACUUUUUAACGUAUCGUAAACUAAGAAGUUUAACGAGGCGUAUUUUAAAAUCAUUUAGGUUAUCUGGACCACGUCGAGUGAAGAAACUGAACUCUAACAGAGAUGGAAGAAGGAGAGACUGUAUCGAUACUACCCAGAAAAGAGCUGCGUAAGCAGAAGCUGAUGGAAUACCUGGCAGCAAAAGGAAAGCUGAAACAGCCUAACCCUAAGCCAUAUCUCCGGGAUGACAGUCAGGUUAAGAAGCCUGUGACUUCUGCACUAAAGGUUGUUACAGGAAAAGAAAACAAGGCUCCAGCUCAGAUUUUCAGCAAUGACCCCACAAAAACCACAAAGCAGCCUGCCAGAAUGCCGUUGGGCGUCACUAACAAAAGUAAUGUAAAAGAUAGCAUCCUGACUGGACGUAAGAGCAAUCGCCCACCUGCAACAACUGGCCAAGCACAGCCAAACCAUGAUAAAAAUCUUGUGUUCACAAGAAUGAAUUCCGUUGUGUCCUCUAAGUCCAGGCUGAAUGCAGCCAGCCACCUCAAGAAGCGGCCAAACACAGGAGCACAGUCUUUAGGCAAAGCUUCUUCAUAUUUAGCUCAUACUGCUAUGACAAAAUCAAAUAGCAGAUUUGGCAGUAGCUCAAAUGCUGCCUCGUCACUUCCAGUAAAAACAGUUAGUUCCAGAUUGAGUCUUGGCCCUGUUGUCAAAACAAAAACAGGACUUAUCCCGGCAGUGACCCAGCCAAUAAAUGGCCUAAUUCAAAACUUAACACAGACCUCUACCAAAGCAGCUAAUAAGUGUGAGUCCAAAACCUCAUUAUUGGUUUCUGUUUCCACGAAGUCUGCCAAGGCUCAGAGAAAAACAUUACCUACCACUGCUCUUAUAGAUAAAACAACUGUUACUUUGACUGCAAGAGAUGGGAUUAAAGUUCAAGAUCACAACAAGUCUAACUCUAGACCACUUUUGAGUAAACAUUCUCAUCCAUCCUGUAAGAGUCAAUUAUUGAGUGGACUGAAAUCAAUGUCCAGCAACUCCAACUGCACAGCUGCCCCUAUUAAGCCAUUGGGGAGAGUUGGGAUGUCAAAAACGAAUCAAUCAGCUGGACCAACCACCAAGCUGAAAUCUGAGGGUGAAGGGGAGAAAAAUAGGAAACAUUGCAGAGUUCACGCCAGAACGUCCUCAGGACAAGUGGGCCCACGCUGCUCCAGCAGGGUUAUGCAAGCUGCUAUGGCUGAGCUUGGAGGGAAACCCAAGACAUGUAAAGAGACAGAUAGCAGGAAGGGACAGAUUUCAGCAAAUGCCCCACCACCAAAAACUGGUAUAAAAAGAACAGGUGCUUCAGCAUUGCCCCAGACAGUGCCACGGCCUGCCAGGACCAUCUGCUAUACAGGCCAGGCCACAGACAUGAAGACACCAAAGUUUCCAGUCAGUGUCAUUCCCCACACUGAGGGAAAGAAACUGACUGCUGUCCAGGUGGAAAGAAUGAGAAAACUACAGGAAUGGCGGGAAGCUAAGGGGAUUUCCUACAAGCGUCCUCCAAUGCCAGUGAAACCUCAGGUCAAGCGCACUGUGGCUGUGCCCCAGCCUUUCUGGACCACCAUGAAUGAGGAAGACGAAGCUCACUCCCUCAUCUGUGCCGUGGACAGAUCUUUGGUUGAUUGUAUCAAAUUGCUUGGAGAGGGUUGCCCUCCAGACCAGGUGAAGGAGGUCCUCUCACGACUACCAGCUGUGUCCCAGAAGUUUGCCAAAUACUGGAUCUGUCAGGCCCGUCUGAUGGAACAAGAGGGCAACCUUGAUGUCCUUCCUAUGUUUGAAAAGGCUGUUGGUGUUGUGUUGGAGCCAGUGGACGAGCUGCGGACUGUGGUGUUUGAGAUUCUGAAGAAAAAGGACGAGAUCCAAGAAAGUGAUGCAGAGGAUGACCAGAUUUCAAUUCCUGAGAGUAACAACGACCCAAUGAUGACUCCUAACCCUGCCAGAGCCCUCAUUUGUGGGGAGAGAGGAGACUCAUCUGUCGUAAAGUACAAGAUUACAGCAACUCCUGGUGGCCUUCCAAACCAACAGAAAGGACCGGCACGCGUCAACGGCCAGGAGGUUCGCUUCUUCACUCCCGUUAGACGCUCAGUGCGAAUCGAGAGAGCCUCACUCCGAUAUCCUGCGUCCCUCCAGGACCAUGAUCUUUGUGUGGCCUCCUACAAUGACCUCAUCUCCGAGGAGGAGAGAAGAGAAGAACAGCGGGGUGGGGAGGCCAGCCCAUCUGCUAACAGCACGCCAAUGUAUGUCUACAGACAGAACGAAGCACUUCAAGACAAGGUGCUCGUUCAGCUAGUCUACGAUGAAGGCAUUUAGCUUUAGGUGCUAACUUUAGCUUCACCAGUUUGCAGUUGUUAAAUGCAGAUGAUGAUGAAUUUUUAACUGUUCACACAGCAGCAAGAAAAAAAGUAAAAUGUAUGUGUGUACUUUGGUGUUGUCAGAUCUCACCCUUUCUCUGGAAAAGAACCUGACAAUUAGGUAAUGAGCUGUUUUAUAGCAAUAGGAAUUUUUUCCACUUGUGCUUAUCCCUUUGCUCUUUGUAUUAUUUUGUUCCUUCUACUAAUGUGUACAUAGUUAUGUAAAAUAAAUGUGUUUUUUAAACCUAUAAA